AUGUUUGAGGGAGGUGCAGCACAUGUUCCCACCAAAGAGGCCAUACCAAAGCUAGCCUCAACUAAAGAUCUGAUAACAUUAAAUCAAGACGCGGAGAUGGCGAUGGGUGCGGAGAUAUCGAUAGCAGCUCGGAGUUUCGGCGAUGACGCGGAGUUCACCUCGGCUAUCGAGCUGCGCCGAGCCGGUAUUGAUUUCCCUUUCACGACCGAUGUGGGAUGA
Molecule: messenger RNA, 219 nt
Organism: Penicillium maclennaniae
Lineage: Eukaryota; Fungi; Ascomycota; Eurotiomycetes; Eurotiales; Aspergillaceae
Exons: 1
Coding region: 1-219 (72 amino acids)
Source: RefSeq, a predicted model, not a curated record